AUGGAGGAGGGCAAAGAAACGUGCGGGAGGUUGAAGUCGUUGCGACUGCACAUCCCUCUAAACCGCUACGUGCUGUUGUUCCUGUAUUUGGUGGUGGUCUUAGCGCGGGGUUGCACCUACUGGGGAUGGAACGGCAUUCAGGAAAUGUUAUACAAGUCAGGGGCGUAUCUAUGGGAGUGUGACGACCCUUCAACUAUUACGGAGUUGCGAAUAGGCGACGAGAAGUACAUUGACUGCCCUGCAAGGAAACAAAUGUUGGGGGGUAUCUUCACCACAGCUUUGGGCUCGAACAUGCUUUCCUCCUUCCUUGCUGGCAUAGUUUUGGAUGCAGUUGGCCCCAAGAUAACGAUGUUAUUCGGCAUUUUGAUGGACGUUGCAGGCUGGUUGUUACUGGGAUUUUCAGGAGAAAGUUUCCGUGCCUUCUACGCGGCAGCUUUCUUCAUCGGAGUUUCUGCAGAUCCUGGUUACUUGCCUCUGUUGUCAGUUAGCAAGCUCUUCCCUAGCAACUCUUCCUUUAUUAUAUCCGUCAUGGGUUCUGUUCGUUCAAUAUCUUUUGCUGUUCCUGUUGUUAUGUCUGCGGUGUUCCAAAGUUCUUCUUUCUCUCCCGAUGAUCUAUGGAAGAUGUGCGUGGGGUACGUCGGAGUUGGUCAGGGAAUUUCGUUGCUUGUGACAAUUUUGUGUGUCCCCAUGGCUUCCUUCAAGGCGCCUGUUACAUCAGUAGUUACACCAGAAGGAGCAGCAGCGACCGACGAGGAACAACCUCGCGAUGCAUCAAAGGAAGAAGGCUCUGUUUCAACAGCAACAGCAGCGGCGGGAAGACAGAAAGACACGCGUUCUUUCGCACAAUUGCUUAUGGACCCCAAAUUUUUACUUCUUCUUCCUAUAUUCGUUUGCGCCCUUGUCCGUUCCGAUUACUAUGCGAAGUCCAACAAGGAGCAGCUGAUUACCUCUGACGGCCGAGACUUGUACCAAAUGUUUGCAAUUUUCAACAUCUUAAGCUUUAUUCCUGGGCCUCUCUUUGGUCGUCUUGUAGAUAAAUACGGCAUUAUUUUGGUGUUGUUACUAUUGAACUCGUCAGGGGUAUUGAUGUUCUUCUUCUUGGUAUUUGACUACCUCGCAUGCAAGGGUAUAUCGGUCUUCUUCUUCUUCAUCUAUACCUCCUUUGUGCUGAGCAAUGUCUAUUGUUUCAUAUCAAUCCACUUCCCCGAACACGCAUUUGGCAAACUGACAGGUCUUACUUCUGCAACAGGAGGGGUAUUUGUACUGAUUAGCAUGUUAUGGUAUAAGAAGGUGCUGGAGUACGAGCCACCUAACAACUUUAUUGUUGUUGACGGCAUUAUGGUGGCUGCAGGACUUCUAGUAUACGUGCUAAUCUUUGUUCUGUGGAAAGUAUCAAGAAAAGAGCGUCAGGCAGAGGGAAAGAUGAAACAACAGAAGACUCUACCUGAGCCCAAUGAGCCAUCUUCAACGAUUUCUGUAUAA
This is a messenger RNA of Eimeria maxima, 1482 nucleotides long. Its product is annotated as major facilitator superfamily domain-containing protein, putative. Gene Ontology annotation, biological process: transmembrane transport. Gene Ontology annotation, molecular function: transmembrane transporter activity. Lineage: Eukaryota; Apicomplexa; Conoidasida; Eucoccidiorida; Eimeriidae. The transcript has a single exon. The record is from RefSeq and is a predicted model, not a curated record. Bases 1 to 1482 code for a protein of 493 amino acids.